CAUCACAGAUUUAGAUUCUCAGGCCAACUCUUCCGUCUCUCACUCUCUCACUUUUCUUCUUUCCUUCCAAUUGAUAGAGACGGGAAAGAUAAAAAAAUAAGAAGAAGAAGAAGAGUAGAUAAGCCUUAGGAACCUCAACAAUGCUGAGUUUUGAUAAAGGCGAUCCAACAUCACUCACUUCUAUCUCUAAGAAGCAGUACCUCCUCUCUACUGCCAUGAAGAGAACAAGCGAUUGGAUUUUUGCACAAGAUACACCCACUGACAUCAAUGUUCGGGCAGCAGGUUCAGCUUUCUCCUUGCACAGGUUUCCUCUCAGGUCCAAAUGUGGAUUUAUAAAGAAACUGCUAUCAGAACCCAAUGACAAAACAUCAUCCAUUGAUCUACCUGACAUUCCUGGUGGUUCCGAAGCUUUUCAGCUUGCUGCUAAGUUCUGUUAUGGAAUAAAUUUUGAAAUCAACACAGAAAAUAUUGCGAUGCUUCGAUGUGCAUCUGAGUUCCUUGAGAUGACAGAAGAAGUUUCAGCUGGAAAUCUAUUGAGCAGAACAGAAGCUUAUUUAGAAGAACUUGUACUGAUUAGUCUUUCAGGUUCAGUCACAGUUCUUCAUAAAUCUGAGGAGCUUCUUCCCAUGGCUGAGAAGGUAAAAUUAGUGAGCAGAUGCAUUGAUGCAAUAGCUUAUUUGGCUUGCAGUAAUAGUCAGUUUUCAACAUCUUCAAAGACUGAUAGUAGUCUUGAAAACUCGAGUUCCUCAGUUUCUCAACCAAGAGCUGUUAUGGAUUGGUGGGCAGAGGAGCUAAUUGUUCUCAGGAUUGACACCUUUCAAAGGGUUCUUAUGGCCUUGAAGUCAAGGGGGUUCAAACAGCAAGCCCUUGGACCAGUUAUCAUGCUCUAUGCUCAAAACGCACUUCGAGGUUUGGAUAUUUUUGGGAGAGGAAGACAGAAGAUUGAGCCUAAACAAGAACAUGAAAAGAGGGUGGUAUUAGAAACAAUUGUGAGUCUUUUACCAACAGAGACGAACACAAUAUCUGUUAGCUUUCUCUCAAUGCUCUUAAGAGCAGCUAUAUAUCUGGAAACAACAGUAGCUUGCAGGCUUGAUCUGGAGAAAAGGAUAAGCCUGCAACUAACACAUGCAGCUCUUGAUGAUCUUCUGAUACCUUCCUCCUUUAAUGGUGAUAUCUUGUUUGAUAUUGAUACAAUCCAAAGAAUUUUUAUAAACUACCUUCAACAUGAGAAUGACAUAAGUCGGUUGGGAUAUAACACUGAUGAAGACUACUUGUCUCCACCUCAUGGGGGUAUUGAGCGAGUGGGAAGGCUUAUGGAGAGUUACUUAGCUGAAAUUGCUUCAGAUCCCAAUCUUGGAAUUGCUAAAUUUGUGAGCUUUGCUGAGUUGAUUCCAGAGCAAGCAAAGGUGACUGAGGAUGACAUGUACAGAGCAAUAGAUAUAUACUUGAAGGCUCAUCAAUUACUAACUGAAGCUGAGAGGAAAAAGAUAUGUAGCUUGAUGUAUUGUCAGAGACUAUCAAGAGAGGCAUGCGCGCAUGCAGCUCAGAACGACAGGCUUCCUGUUCAAACUGUUGUUCAGGUUCUUUUCUAUGAACAGCAACGCAUUAGAGAUUCUACUAGUUCAAACUUCAUUGGAGGAGAGUCUCCAGCCCCAUCACUCAAAUCAGGUUAUAGCACCAAUUUCCAUGAUUCGGCUGAUGAGCUCUUACAGUUGAAGAGAGAAAAUGAUAAUCUUAAACUUGAACUGGUAAAUAUGAGAAUGCAGAUAAAGGAAACAGGAAAGCCAGUUUCUGGUAACAAAAUGUCUUCUGCGGAUAAACCACCAUUGCCUAAGAAAUCAUUCAUGAACUCAGUAUCGAAAAAGCUCGGCCGGCUUUAUCCCUUCAUUCGAUCUGAUACUGUAAAGGAGCUCAGUGAGAAAACAAAGAUGAAACCACCAAAAAAGUGGAGACAUUCAAUCUCUUAAAAAAGUACUAUUUUCAUCAAAUCAAGAAGAGUUGAAUCCAAGGCUAGCUAUAUAUACGAGGUGUGAGAUUUCUUUCUCUGCACUUUUAUCAAAUUAUCAAUGCUAUUAUUAUGUAAGUCUGAUUAUGUGCAGUUCCCUCUAGAUCUAAUGGCAGAGAGAACAAGGAAGGCAUUCUGGUAGAUUCAAAUCUGUUUUUUGAAGGGCUUUUUUCUUUGUAUAUAAAGAUGAUUGUAUUGAGUUGAACCAUAUUGGGAUGUCAUCAAAGUGAACUUGAUUCACUCACCUCCGGCUCUCAUCUCACACCUUACAUUCGCUGGUCUGCAUUUUAACUUUUUUUUUCUAUGUUGGUACCAAUGACUCUUCUUUAAAUUAGCAAAUCAUUAGCAUUUUUUUUUU
Molecule: messenger RNA, 2363 nt
Organism: Dendrobium catenatum
Lineage: Eukaryota; Viridiplantae; Streptophyta; Magnoliopsida; Asparagales; Orchidaceae
Product: BTB/POZ domain-containing protein SR1IP1
Exons: 5
Coding region: 141-1967 (608 amino acids)
Molecular function (GO): protein binding
Source: RefSeq, a predicted model, not a curated record